Phycodurus eques (leafy seadragon) is the source of this 3222-nucleotide messenger RNA. It is a transcript of the gene kcnk9, whose product is annotated as potassium channel, subfamily K, member 9. Gene Ontology annotation, cellular component: membrane. NCBI's taxonomy places the organism in Eukaryota, Metazoa, Chordata, Actinopteri, Syngnathiformes, Syngnathidae. Gene Ontology annotation, biological process: potassium ion transmembrane transport; stabilization of membrane potential. The record is from RefSeq and is a predicted model, not a curated record. Bases 566 to 2032 code for a protein of 488 amino acids. Gene Ontology annotation, molecular function: potassium ion leak channel activity. The transcript has 2 exons.
CGAUCACUCACUCCUUUUUAUGUAUUCUUUGUCUAAUUGAGUUGGCGGAGGGAGGGAGAAUCUCGCGUGGAAGCGGCCAACCCACCCCCACCCACUGUCAGAGUGCCACGGUUGUCACGCAGCUGCUGUCCCUUCACGCAUAUUAGUUGUCUUGACUAAAACGUCACACGCACAAACGAACGCGCGUGGAAGCUCCUUUCCCUUGCCAUGGAACCUGUUGUCAUUCGGCGCGCGUGGAAUAUUUGUGGCACUCACUUCACGUCUUCUUUUGGCCACUCAGCACAUUUUGUCAGGAUGCUCGUUCGGAGAUUUUUAGGUUAAAAAAAAAACCCAAAACGAUUUGAUCGAUUGUUGUGCUGCUGUCUUUUCCUGCGUGUGGAUUGCGUGCGUAAAAGAAAAAAAAAAAGAAAAGUGUGCACGGUGGAGGAUGUUGCAGCUAACAGGUUGGUGUUGAAACUUAAGAAGGAUGCCACGCCGCCGCAGGAGCUUCCACAGGCUCUGCGAGUGAAUAUUAAGAUGUCCACAUCGGCGGAACCCAGCAGGCGGUACUGACAGCAGCUCGUUGAUGGCACUGCGCACCGGGAGGACUUGGUUCGGACGGGUCUUGCGCAGGGUCUCGCGGCUGCAGGGCUCCUGGUCCAGGCGCUCCAGCAGUCUUUUGUGUCUCUCCGCCAACCAGGAGCACGAUCCGGGCUUCCCGUACCGCAGCCCCAGCCGCCCCGCAGGCGCCCACCUCGGCCACCGUCAUCGGAGCGCGUCCGCCGCCGCCUCCAGGCGCAGUGCACUCGGCUUCUUCCCUUCUCGUCGCACCAUCCCGGGGAACACGAGGGGACAUGAGCCCCUCACUCGCCGGCUCCUCGUGGCCAUGAAGCGGCAAAACGUGCGGACCUUAUCCCUGAUCGUUUGCACGUUCACCUACCUGCUGGUGGGGGCCGCCGUCUUCGACGCCCUGGAGUCCGACUUCGAGAUGAGGGAGAAGGAGCAGCUAGAAGCCGAGGAGAGGCGCCUCCAGGGGAAGUACAACAUCAGCGAGGACGACUACCGCAAGCUGGAGACCAUCAUCAUGGAGGCCGAGCCCCACAGAGCCGGGGUGCAGUGGAAAUUCGCCGGUUCCUUUUACUUUGCCAUCACGGUCAUCACCACCAUAGGCUACGGGCACGCGGCGCCAGGAACCGACGCGGGGAAGGCCUUCUGCAUGUUCUACGCCGUCCUGGGCAUCCCAUUGACUCUGGUGAUGUUCCAGAGUCUCGGUGAGCGAAUGAACACGUUUGUCAAGUACUUGCUGAAGCGCAUCAAGAAGUGCUGUGGUAUGAGCAUCACCGACGUCUCCAUGGAGAACAUGGUGACCGUGGGCUUCUUCUCGUGCAUCGGCACGCUGUGCAUUGGCGCCGCUGCCUUCUCGCACUACGAGGACUGGAGCUUCUUUCAGUCGUACUACUACUGCUUCAUCACGUUGACCACCAUAGGCUUCGGGGACUUUGUGGCCCUGCAGAAGAACAGGGCCCUGCAGAAGAAGCCCCUCUACGUGGCCUUCAGCUUCAUGUACAUCCUGGUGGGCCUCACGGUCAUCGGGGCUUUCCUCAACCUGGUGGUGCUGCGCUUCCUGACUAUGAACAGCGAGGACGAGCGGCGGGACGCCGAGGAGAGGGCGUCGCUGGCGGGGACCCGCAACAGCAUGAUCAUCCACAUCCAGGACGAGUCGCUGCAGCGAGGGCGGGGGGGCCGCGAGAGCCGCCGCGACGAGAUGAGCGACUUGCACUCUGUUUGCUCCUGCAUGCACUACCACUCGCACGACCUGGCCACCUCCGGGGGGCUGAUGGGCAGACUGGGGUGUGCCUUCUCCCACCAGAACUCGCUGGGCUCGCAUCUGAACCCGGGUCACUACUAUCACUCCAUCUCCUACAAGAUCGAGGAGAUCUCGCCCAGCACGCUGAAGAACAGCUUCUACCCGUCGCCCAUCAGCUCGGUGUCGCCGGGCCUCCACAGCUUCACGGACAAGCUCCAGCUCAUGAGGAGGAGAAAGUCCAUCUAGUCCGCCCUUGCCGAACCUCAUUCCAAGCACUUUCCCUUUUUGUUCUUUUUUUUGUUUUGUUUUUGCUCCUGAUGGAGAACACACUCAUGGGAUGCAAAGCAUGAAGCAUGGAUGUCUAUUUUUUCAAGGGAUUACCACACACCUUUUAGACCUAGAUGGAAUCUCCAAAACUCUUAUCUAAAAACGUUGGUUUCCUACCAAAUGAGGCACACUGGUAUUUUUCAUAAGGGAGGACGCUCGUGUCACCUUAACUUGAAGAACCCGCCGCGGAGACGCAGAGGAUGAUUUCUCUACAAGCCAUCACACACAAACAUUGUCGCUAAUAUUAGCAUGUGCAUUUAAUAAUCGGUACCCUGUAUUUUUUAUGACAUUCCUUUGUCUGUCGUCAACCAGCUUUGUUUGGAAUCCAAAGGAUCAUGCUGCUGUUCCUAAUAUCGUUCUCCUUAUUUUCUCCUUUUGUGGAGCAUUAAAGAUGGUAUCUGGCCGGGCGAGCUCUAAAUGCGCUCACGAACACAAACACUUUUAUUGACGGCUUUUGUGCCGCUCGCUCCGUUCCCUGGGAUUCGUUAUUGAACGCAUCAAUAUGAAAUGAUCCUGCAGGGAUAACUCCUCUGCAAAAGUGGCAGACAUAGCGAGUGCAGGCAAAAGAUGUGUCAGGAUUUGAAUAAAGUGGAAAGCCAUCAUUUCUAUGAAGCGACACACGGGUCAAAAGACAGAUGACUAGACGGCGGUCCGAAUGAUGAGAUAUUGGCAUUUGAUGUUCCUCCGUAUGGAUUCUCUGCGACCCUGCAGCUUCUUUUAACAUUGGUUUUCAAACAUUUUCCAAAUUCACCUAAUAAUGAAUGAUCUGAAUUUAGAGCAGUACCAAAUAAUACCUCGUCAUACACUCAUACACACACGUCAUAAUGUCAGAAUAGUGAGGCCAAUUCCUUUAUUUUUGGUGCAAGAUUGGAGACUGAGAAUAUUUGACAAUUGAUUAAAAGAUGAGUAUGAGAUAAGAAAGCAAAAGUCUGCAUCUGAUACACAUCUUAGAAAAUGACAAUCAAACCUGUGAUCCACUGGCAUUUGUCAGUCUUUCGUGUCCAAAUCAAUCUCUGAACUUAAACCCUGUAGAGGAUGCAUUUUGCCCGCUAAAAAGGAUACUGAAGGGAGCUACCUUUUAAAAUAAACUGAAAGAGGUUGUGGUAAGA